Messenger RNA from Protobothrops mucrosquamatus (brown spotted pit viper), 2125 nucleotides. It is a transcript of the gene LHX8, whose product is annotated as LIM homeobox 8. The coding region runs from base 1 to 999 and encodes 332 amino acids. Lineage: Eukaryota; Metazoa; Chordata; Lepidosauria; Squamata; Viperidae. Gene Ontology annotation, molecular function: DNA-binding transcription factor activity, RNA polymerase II-specific; RNA polymerase II transcription regulatory region sequence-specific DNA binding. Gene Ontology annotation, cellular component: nucleus. The transcript has 7 exons. Gene Ontology annotation, biological process: neuron differentiation; regulation of transcription by RNA polymerase II; forebrain neuron development. The record is from RefSeq and is a predicted model, not a curated record.
AUGGCUGAGGAGAGCGAGCGAGGGGCAGCCGCUGCCGCAGCAGUGACUGGAAGGAGGCGGAAAAGCGUCGGAGACACGGGGCUGGUGAGUCCAGAGGUGGUGGCUGAUGAGGAUUCUUGCUCUUCCUCCACCCCGCUAUCGCCAUCCUCUUCGCCCCGCUCACUGGCUUCUGGCUCAGGCAGCUGCGGGUCCAGCAAAUGCAUCUGUAAUAGUUGUGGUCUAGAGAUUGUGGACAAAUACCUGCUGAAGGUAAAUGAUAUGUGCUGGCAUGUACGCUGCCUUUCCUGCAGUGUAUGCAGGACUUCUUUAGGAAGGCAUACCAGUUGCUAUAUCAAAGACAAAGACAUUUUCUGCAAACUAGAUUAUUUCAGACGCUAUGGAACCCGCUGUUCUCGCUGUGGUAGGCACAUCCAUUCUACUGACUGGGUUCGAAGAGCCAAGGGAAACGUGUAUCAUUUGGCCUGCUUUGCCUGUUUCUCUUGCAAACGGCAGCUCUCGACAGGAGAGGAGUUUGCUUUGGUUGAAGAGAAAGUCCUCUGUAGGGUGCAUUAUGAUUGCAUGUUGGACAACUUGAAAAGAGAAGUUGAAAACGGGAAUGGUAUUAGUGUAGAAGGUGCAUUAUUAACAGAGCAAGAUGUUAAUCAUCCCAAGCCAGCAAAAAGAGCUCGAACCAGUUUCACAGCAGAUCAGCUGCAGGUAAUGCAAGCACAGUUUGCUCAAGACAACAAUCCUGACGCACAAACACUGCAAAAACUGGCAGAAAGAACAGGCUUGAGCAGGCGUGUGAUACAAGUAUGGUUUCAAAAUUGUAGAGCACGCCAUAAGAAACAUGUCAGCCCCAAUCACUCAUCCACUGCUCCUGUUACAACAGUCCAAGCCUCUAGACUUUCACCACCAAUGUUAGAAGAAAUGGCAUAUUCAGCAUAUGUGCCACAAGAUGGGACAAUGUUAACAGCUCUCCAUAGUUACAUGGAUGGUAGGUACAGUGGCUUGCUAUAACUACUCUGUGGACUUGAGAAGAUUGGGUGAAAUGAAUCCUUUAGCUCAGGGUUGGGCACCAUGCAACCUAUAGGCUGCCAAUUCUGCCUUUAUUUUGUGCCCAAUAUCAUGUUUGUGAAAAACCCUAGCUUUUCCAGGGGGUUGUUUAAAAAAAAAAAGAAUUAAAAACUCCAUGACCUACUGUUGCAGAGAGACAUUUGAAAUGAGUAGCAAUGUCUGCUAUUGGCUCAGAAGGGAAACAGGAGCUUUACAUACAAUAUUUCUCCUCAAAAAUAAAUGCUUUAAAGUGUGCUACUAAUUUAUUAUUUCACUUUGUUAAAGGGGCUGAUUCUGAGGCUUCUUGCAUUAUGUUGAAAUCGCAUGGAAAGAAUGGAAUUAUGUGUAAUUAAUGUGGUUCUAUCCAUUUGCAAUAUAGAAUCACAGGCAUUAAAUUCAGUGUAAAGAACUAUUCUCCUCACCCACUAGUGGAAUUCUGAAUCCUAGACUUAAAAUAUGAUAGCAUCAUUUCCUACGUACCUUCUUGAAUUUUUCAUAUUACUUCUCCAAAGAUUCCAUUCAGGUCUGCAGUAUACAAUGUUUGCCCUUAUUCUUAUAGUUAUCUAUCAAUAUGGGUGGUAUAAGAAUUCUUCAAAGAAAAGCGAGAUAAUUCACAUGCAAAACUAGUUUUUGUAGAUAAUAGUUGGAUGAUUGAUAGUGAAGUUGCUCUCCCCAUGGCCUUUCACGGGUCUUCAUGAUAACAGUAGAACUUUAUUUGACCAUUUCUAAUAGGUUCUUAGGUAAAUGGGGCUAUGAGUAGGUAUUAAGCCAUAUUACAAUUAUUUUGCAAGCUCUAUUCCCAAAGAGUAUUUGGGAUUAUAAUCAACUCUAGCUCUGGAUUUAUCCAUAGCUAGAACUCUUUUUUUUUCUUCAAUACAAUGAGAGUGGGACUUUUCUUCUCCAGUAUAACCUUUUGUGCAUUAAAGAAAUAAUGAAAUGUUUAAGCACACAUUCCACCUAUCACACUAUUUGAAUUUCACAUUUUUUAAGGAGAAAAGGAGUCCAACACCUUCCCAAAAUGUUAAAAGGUAUUAUUUACAUAGCACUUAAAACACAGACAUACACUCCCUAAUCUAAUUAUUCAUGUAGA